UAUAUAAGGACUCUUUUCAAAGUAGAAAUAACUGCAACAAUUGUAAUAGAAUAAAUAUAGGAAUUUAGUUUACUUCGAUGUAACAAGUGUUAUAUAAUCCACAGUAUUUUAAAUAAAUAUAUAGAAAAUAGCUUGGAAAAUUAUAAAUGGAGACAAACAGUUUACACAAUGCUAUAAAAAUGAGCAGUGACAAAGAUUGUGUUUUUCAAAUGUUUGCACAAUUUUUUUGGUCUUUUGUAAAUUUUAAGUUUAUUUAUUGUUUUAUGCUCUGUCAUUUUUGAAAAUUACAAUUAUGGAAGUUAUACCAACGUUGUAUGGAAAUUGUAAGUUUGACAAUUUGCCGCUUAUUGUGGCGACUGCAUUUACCUUGGUGAUGGAUGUAAUUCUACUGUCAAAACUGUUACUAAAAAGAGAUGGAUCUCACAUAACAGACGGAGAUAUUGUCGCUAUAGUUGUGAUGAUGACAUUUACAGCAGGUGUCCUGAUUUUGGACGCGUAUUUCAUUUUUGCAAAGGGACAGCAUUCAAGGAAACUAAAAGCAAAGCGUGAAUAUACAAUCAACAGAGAAGAAGCCGUAUUUGUUCAAAUUUGCGACAAAAGUAUUUGUAAAUACACGAAAAGCACAGAACCCAGAGCUCUUGUUUCAACGUGUACGAACACAAAGAAGUGGAUUGAUUGGAAGCUAAUUCUUCCUCGAAAUAAGCAGAACACAGGGCCGAUAAGCAAGGUUUAAGGUGGGAUAUACGAUGGAGGAACUAAAUGUCAAUCUAUUUUUUAUAUUACCUUUGAAUAACAUGUUGAAUCUUAUUGUAAACAUUGGGGCGUUGUCGUCCGUCGUCCGGCGUAAGCUUUUACAAAAAUCUUCUCCUCAGAAACUACUGGGCCAAAUUAAACCAAACUUGGCCACAAUCAUCAUUGGGGUAUCUAGUUUAAAAAAUGUGUGGCGUGACCCAGCCAACCAACCAAGAUGGCCGCCACGGCUAAAAAUAGAACAUAGGGGUAAAAUGCAGUUUUUGGCUUCAAACUCAAAAACCAAAGCAUUUAGAGCAAAUCUGACAUGGGGUAAAAUUGUUUAUCAGAUCAAGAUCCAUUUACCCUGAAAUUUUCGGACACCCGUUGUUGGGUUGCUGCCCCUGAAUUGGUAAUUUUAAGGAAAUUUUGUCUGUUUUCGCUUAUUAUCUUGAAUAAUAUUAUAGAUAGAAAUAAACUGUAAACAGCAGUAAUGUUCAGCAAAGUAAGAUCUACAAAUAAGUCAACAUUAUCAAAAUGGUCAGUUGACCCCUUAAGGAGUUAUUGCCCUUAAUAGUAAUUUUUUACCAAUUUUUCGUAAAUUUUGUAAUCUUUUACAAAAAAAUUCUCCUCUGAAACUACUUGACCAAACUUAGCUACAAUCAUUAUUAGUGUAUCUAGUUUAAAAAAUGUGUGCGGUGAUCCCGUCAACAAACCAAGAUGGCCGCUAUGGCUAAAUAUAGAACAUAGGGGUAAAAUGCAGUUUUUGGCUUAUAACUCAAAAACCAAAGCAUUUAGAGCAAAUCUGGCAUAAAGUUAAAUUGUUUAUCAGGUCAAGAUAUAUCUGCCUUAAAAAUUUCAGAUGAAUCAAACAACCCGUUGUUGGGUUGCUGCCUCUGAAAUUGGUAAUUUUAAGGAAAUUUUGCUGUUUUUGGUUAUUAUCUUGAAUAAUAUUAUAGGUAGAGAUAAACAGUGAACAACAAUAAUGUUCAGCAAAGUAAGAUUUAGGAAUAAGUCAACACGACCGAAAUGGUCAGUUGACCCCUUUAGGAGUUAAAGCCCUUUAUAGUCAUUUUUUUACAUUUUUCAUAAAUUUUUGUAGAUUUGCAGAUAAUAUUUUCCACUGUAAUUACUGGGUCAAGUUCAUUAUAGAUAGAGAUAGUUGUAGCAACAAGAACGUUCAGAGAAGUAAAAAUCUACAAACACAUCACCAUCAUCAAAACACAAUUUUGUUAUGAAUUUAUCUGUGUCCAUUGUUUAAUAUGCACAUAAACCAAGGUGAGCGACACAGGCUCUUGAGAGCCUUUAGUUUAAUUUGAAAUCAUAUUGUGCAUAUUUUCAGUGUUCCACUAAGUUGUCAUAUGUACAGAUUAUUGAAACAAUUAAAACUGUUAUCAGUUUAUUAUCACAUACAACCUCUUACCAAAGUCAAAUAUGUGAGAUGAUAGUUAUUAUCUCUCAUAUACAGGAGUAUACAAUUAUAUGCAUCAUGAAAGUCAAUUUGUAAUAAUCGAAUAUUAAGAUGUUAUUAGGUAGAAUAAAAGAAAGAGAUGCCGUAAGGGUAGAAACACUGUUGUCCCAUGUACAAGAGAAGUACUAAGAAAUUAGAGAAGUCAAUCCAUUUUGCGGUCAUUGACUUUAAUCAUGAAUAUUGCACUUAAGAUAGAUUUAAGGUGUGGCACACACUUGUUGCAUUGGGCUUAGCAAGUAUAUUGGGUUCUGCAAUACAGUAUAUCUAUAAUGGUUUUCUGUGUCUUGUUGGAGUAAAUGAGCUCCAAUCUGACUGAUUCUUAGUUAAUUGGGGUUCAAACAAGAUACUGAUGUUUUUUAUCACAAAUUUUAUCUAACCUUUAAAGAUAUAAAUAUUUUACUUUGGGAAAAUAUAUGGCAUAUUUUGUUAAUCAAAUAUAAAAGUUAUCAAAAUAACCAGGUUUAUAAUUUGUUACGCCAGACGCGCGUUUCAUCUACAUAAGACUCACCAGUAACGCUAAAGGUAGCACACUACAAAGAUUUUUUUACUUCCAAUUACUAACCUUUGAAAUGCUGUAACUUUCUUAUGAAUGCAUAGAAAAUAAUAAAAGAGGUAUAUAUAGAUAGAUAAAAGAUUAAUCUUUUUAAUGGAUGCAAUAUUUUUAUUAUGCAAUCAUUAUGUAAUCAAUUAUUAUGUAAUAAGUGGCAAAAUCUGGGUAAGUUCACUUGAAUGAAUUUAGCUCUAUCAUCUCUUUAACUAUACAGAAAGUUUUAACGAAACCUUAAUUAACACAUCAUGGGCUUCAAAAGGCUGUCUCAAAUUGUCUCUACAGGAUUCCAUUCUCUCAUAAAUCUCUAAUUAGUGUAAACAUCCGAAUCACAUAAAAGAAAAUAAUGUUUAACUAGUUGUAAAAUUUGUUCUAUACAUUCUAUCUGAAAUCUGAGACAUCCUUUUGUAGAUAAUGGGCAUAGGAACAACAUGCAGUAAAAUCAGCCCUCUAGGGAUACCUAUGCAGUGGCUAAUUUCAUAUGAAAGUAGAAAUUUGGUGAACAAUAUUUUAGACACAGUUAACAUUAUAAUUGGUAUUGUUGCAUUAUACUAACAUUACAUUAAUUUGAAAGAGUAAUCUGGUAGCUAUCCAAAACUACCACCUUUGUAAAUUUUCAAGCAUUAUUAAGAAAAAUACAGCAUUUUAAAACUUGAGAGUUGGACUUAUAAAAUCUUUGUAUUGUGCUACCUUAAAUAAAUAAAAGAUAGAAAGCCAAACGUAAAAUAUGCUACACAGAAUAAAAGUGAUCAGUAUGCUGGAGUUUCUUAUUUAAAACCUAUUUGUUGAAUUUAGAGGCAGAAAUUUUCAGCAAAUUGUCAGUAUUCUUAUGGGAACGAACUGUGCGCCUCUCUUGGGCGAUAAUUUCUUAUAUUCCAGAUUCAGAGUUGUCAAAAACAAGAAGAUCAAAAUAGCUUGAUCAUUAAAUUUCACAUUCAGAUAUAUUGAUGACAUUCUGUCUAUUAACAAUUCAAAUUUUUCUGAUUGGGUUCCAUUUAUAUAUCCUUCAGAACUUGAAAUUAACGAAACAACCGACACGGAAUCCUUCGUCUUAUUUUUAGACUUAUACCUCGAAUUUAAGAUACGCGGUUAUAAAUAAUUGACCAUUUAUCUACAUAAAAAAAUGCCUAUACCAAGUCAGGAAUAUGAUAUUUGUUGUCCAUUCGUUUGAUCUUUGAUCUCUUCAAUUAUGCAUUUGAUAAGUGACUUUCCGUUUUGAAUUUUCCUCGGAGUUUAUAGUAAUAUCUCAAAUUCUUUUAUUUUGAUGUUGGUAUUAAAAUUGGCCUUGUUUUUAUAACUGACGACAUUAUUGUGUUGGCCGAAAGUGCAUUUCAGACUACCUUCGGAAGAAUGCUCAUGGUGUGUGCUGAGUGUGGUGAUCAUAUCUUAAUAUUGAAAUUUCACUUAUUUAGUUCUGGUACUAACUGAAUAUUUUGACUACAAUGUGACAGUCAAGGUCGUUGCUCUGGUAGCAAAAUGGUUCUAAUUCUAGGGAUAGCUAUAUAAAAAUUUAUAGGUUGUGUCACAUACGAUGUAUUUAAUCAAAUGUACAUGUACGAUCCGUUAGUAAGAUCUAUAAUUGGGUACAUGGGUUCUAUAAGGGAUACGAAAACAUAUUUUAAAUCUGUUCAUAUUUUCAUGUAGUCAUUUUUCUAGGCGCUGACACGUAUGCACCUAUUUCUGCGGUUGAGGGAGAUAUUGGUUUGAUUCCGAUAUUUUAUACCCAAUGACAUGUACAAUUGUGAUAUACUUGUGUAUAAUGUUCAAAUUGAAUACCGACAUAUAUAGUCGUAAAAUAGUAAGGUUUUUUAAAUGCAUUGAGACUUUGUGCCUGAAACAUAGUUGUGUUAAAAAAAAUUGUUAAGCUUGAUUUCUAUAAUUAUUGUGCCAUUGUCUCAUUUUGGGAUCAGAGGGUUGACGUUUAUGAGGAUUUGUAAAAAAUGACAUAUUUCCAUGAAGGAAAACUAGCGUCAACAAAUUUUUUCCAAGACUUAUAGAGGAGGGAGUAAGCUACGUACAUAUUCCUUAUUUGACCAAAAUCAAGACUUAUCGCGUUUGUAACAUUGUGAUGCUGUUUUGUCAACGCAGUAAUUUCUAAAAAGAAAUUAGAUGAGACGUGGCAGUGAUUCUAUUGUGAAAAUCUUUUAAAAAAAAGUGUGUGUGUUUUUGUUGCAAUGCUACUGUUAGAGAUGACUACUAUUCACUCUUAGAUUGUCCACUUUAUCGGGACGUUAGAACAGCCUCGUUUGACGAGGUUUGAAAUUUUAAACCAGAUAAAAUGAAUUUGAAAAUUGUCAAACAUGUGAAUUGUUAUUUUCCGAUAUCAAUAAAGAAAGGUUUUGUGGUAAAAGCUUCUUAUAAAAAAAGAGUUUGUAAAUUGUAGAGAUCGAAAGUUUUAUUAUGGUGAAAUAAUGCUUUCUUAUGUAUGUUGUGUAUCUUUUAACAUGUUUCGUACAUCUAUAUUGAGAAUAUUUUGUAUUUUAUAGUAAAUAAAUGUUUUGUGAAUAAUGUAUUUAGCUUUAUACAAAGGGUGAGACGCUAAAGAGGCAUU
Molecule: messenger RNA, 5298 nt
Organism: Mytilus trossulus (common blue mussel)
Lineage: Eukaryota; Metazoa; Mollusca; Bivalvia; Mytilida; Mytilidae
Exons: 5
Coding region: 293-733 (146 amino acids)
Source: RefSeq, a predicted model, not a curated record